GCAGUUUCCAUAUGAUAUAACAAGGUUUCAGAUCUAGUAAUGUUUUCACUCUGAGCUAGACCUAUUGAACCUCUUUUGGAAAAGAAAGAAAAAGGAUGUCCAGUGUAAAGGUUGCAGUCCGGGUUCGUCCCUUCAACUCCCGUGAGAACGCUCGGGAUGCUCAAUGCAUCAUUGAGAUGGAAGGUUCAACAACAAGAAUCACCAAUCCGAAAGUCCCAGCGAACUCUAAAGAGGCAAUCAAGAGUUUUAACUUCGACUACUCAUACUUAUCCCAUAAUCCGGAUGAUCCGGUUUUUCAUGGACAAGACGUGGUUUACAUGGAGCUAGGAGAGGAAAUGCUCCAGCAUGCUUUUCAAGGUUACAACGUGUGUAUAUUCGCGUAUGGGCAGACAGGAGCAGGGAAGAGCUACACUAUGAUGGGUAAAGCUGGAGAAAAGGAAACUGAAGGAAUAAUUCCUCGUCUUUGUAAAGAUCUUUUUGUCAAGAUUGAUGAAGAUAACAGUCCAGACUCUCAGUACUCUGUAGAGGUAAGCUAUAUGGAGAUAUACUGUGAACGUGUACGAGAUCUCCUGAACCCGAAUGCAAAGGGAAACCUCCGUGUUCGCGAGCACCCUCUUCUCGGACCCUAUGUGGAGGACCUGAGUAAACUGGCGGUGGCGAGUUACGCCGACAUCCACGACCUGAUGGACGAGGGGAACAAGGCGAGGACGGUGGCGGCGACGAACAUGAACGAGAGCAGCAGCAGAUCUCACGCUGUCUUCACGAUCAUAUUCACCCAGCACAAGCAUGAUACUGACAGUGGGUUGACUGCGGAGAAGGUUAGCAAGAUAUCUCUGGUAGAUCUAGCAGGGUCGGAGAGAGCUGAAUCCACCGGAGCAAAAGGAACUCGGCUCAAGGAAGGAGCAAACAUUAACAAGAGUUUGACAACCUUGGGCAAGGUUAUAUCUGCCCUAGCGGAGCAAUCUGCCGGAGCUGGAACGAGGACAAACAACCAGAAGAAGAAGAAAGGAGAAUUUAUCCCAUACCGUGACUCCGUACUGACCUGGUUACUGAGGGAGAACCUGGGAGGGAACUCCAAGACGACGAUGGUUGCAGCGAUAUCUCCGGCGGAUAUUAACUACGAUGAAACCUUGUCAACCUUGAGAUACGCCGACAGAGCCAAGCAGAUUGUGUGCAAAGCAGUUGUGAACGAGGACAGUAACGCCAAACUUAUCAGAGAACUCAAGGAAGAAAUCUUCCGUCUCCGACAUCUUCUUAAAGCUGAAGGGAUCGUGGUUGAAGAAGGUCCUGGGGGAAAAGUAAUCUAUGCCAGGGAAAGAGCUGCAGCGGAGCUAGGACGGCAGAUAUCUUCUGAUCCUAAGAGCCCCGGAGGUCCUCUGACAAUAACGGAGGAGGCGGUGGACCAACUUCAAGAGAAUGAAAAGCUUGUUGCAGAAUUCACUGAAACAUGGGAGAACAAGUUGAGACGAGCUGAGUCGGUUCGACAGCAGAGAGAACUUGUCUUUGCUGAGAUGGGAGUAGCGAUCAAGGAGGACGGAGAAACUGUUGGAUUCUUCCAACCUAAGAAAACUCCGCAUCUUGUAAACCUCAACCCGGACUCAUCUCUCUCAGAGUGCCUGCUCUACUAUUUAAAGGUUGGGACAACCAAGAUCGGAUCUCCUGAUGCAAAUAUCCCCCAGGAUAUCCAGCUGGUUGGAUCUCAUAUCCUGAGCGAGCACUGUGUGUUCCAGAACACAGACGGAGUUGUUACUCUUAAACCUGCUCCUGAGGCUCUCUGCUAUGUCAACGGACGAAAGGUAACAGCUGACAUUACUCUGAAAACCGGUUCCAGAGUCAUUCUGGGGAAAAACCACGUGUUCAGGUUUCACCACCCUGAGCAGCCCAGGGAGCGAAUGGAUGAUUCUCUAAAGGCAGAGGGAGUAGAGAAACUAUCUAAUGGUCCCGCAGAUUGGGACUUCGCUCAUAGUGAGCUCCUGGAGAGGGAGGGGGUUGAUCUCAAGCUGGAGAUGGAGCAGAAGAUGAGAGAGAUGGAGGAACAGUGGAGGAAGGAGAAGGAAGAGGCAACCCAGGCUUUUCAGCAGGAACGGAAGAAGUAUGAAGAUCAGAUUGAAAGUUUGCAAAAACAGGUUAUGGAGCAAAGUAUGACGAUGUCAAUGAUCAGCUCUAUGACCCCUGAUGAAUUUAACCAAGAAGAAGACCUGUAUGUGAACCCAAUAUUUGAAGCGGAGUGUAGUUGGACAGAGAGAGAAUAUGAACUGGCGAGCUGGGCAUUCAGUAAAUGGAGAAUACAUCAGUUUACAUCACUUAGAGAUGAUUUAUGGGGUAAUGCAGUUUUUCUAAAGGAGGCCAACGCUAUAUCUGUUGAGUUGAAGAAAAGAGUUAGCUUUCAGUUUAGUCUUCUCACCAAUACACUUUACUCUACCUUCCCACCAGACCUACUUCCUAUUAGGGACCCAGAUGAGGAGGAGGAGAGGAUACCUAGAACUGUUGUGGUGGUUGAGGUUCAGGAUAAUAAGAAUAAUGCUUCACAUUUCUGGAGUCUGGAAAAACUGAGACAACGCUUGGAAUUGAUGCGGCAAAUCUAUAACGGGGGCGGGGAAGCCCUGGAUUCUCCGGGUAGGGAGGAAACCUUGCUCCUGGAGCUAACCCUCCCCCCCAGGUGUUCCAACCCCCCUCCGAGGUUGGUUUCUCUAUCCCCAAACAUGCAGAGGUUAGAACUGAUGCGGGAGAUGUAUCAGAACGAAGCCGAGAUGUCUCCGUCCUCUCCAGAUGUUUCCCAGGAUAAACAGGCGGGACUAGAUCCAUUCUAUGACAGGUUCCCUUGGUUCCGACGGGUUGGAAGAGCAGUUGUUUAUCUCUCCAAUCUGAUGCAUCCAGUUCCACUCAUUCACAGGAUUGCUGUUGUGAACGAGAAAGGAGAUGUGAAAGGAUUUCUCCGGGUAGCAGUUCAAGCAGUGCUGGGAGGAGAGGAGGAUACGGUUGAUUAUCCUAUGGGAGUUAGACAAUCUGCUCGGAUACUCUUCCCUGACUCCUGUUCUGCCAGGACGGAGAAGCAGGAGCACGAGGAGAGGAAUGGUGGAGAGGUUCGAGUUCUCUGCUCCGGAUGUAUAGGACACACUGUUACAGAACCGGAUACGGAGAAGGAGGUGGAUACUAGGCACAGCGACAAUGAUGAGAAGAAGGAGACUUUCGAGGAUUUACCGGAGCAUCUCAGGAUAGGAGAGGAUUUCACGCUCAGGGUUACAGUGCUCCAGGCUUACGGGAUAUCUUCAGAUUAUACUGAUAUAUUCACUCAGUUCAAUUUUGUAAACAGACAUGAUGAAGCAUUCUCCACCGAACCCUUGAAAAAUACUGGGAAAAGCUCCUCCUUGAACUUCUACCACGUACAAAAUAUAACCGUAACCGUCUCCAGGUCCUUUAUUGAGUACAUGAAAACUCAACCCAUGAUAUUUGAGGUUUAUGGUCAUUAUCAGUCAUCAGUUCAACCUAAGAUGAACCUGGUUGAAGGUCCUCGUCCUCCACCCCGCCGUCUCCUCCCUCCAGCUAUCCCUAUCUCCCAACCUAUCCGGAGCAGUAAAUUCAGUGCGUCCAGCUGCCCUGCCACUAACCUCAUACACUCCAAGCAUGAUAUUAUUGUCUGGUUCGAGAUCCUGGAGCUUGCUUCAUCAGGGGAGUAUGUUCCAGUCCUGGUGGAUCAUAGUGAGGAUCUAGCUUGUCGAGGACUGUUCUAUCUCCACCAUGGACUCCAGAGAAGGAUUAGGUUGACAAUUGUUCAUGAACGCGCCAAGGUGCUUAAAUGGUCUGAGGUUCGAGAACUUGUUGUGGGACGAAUAAGAUCUAGUCCAGACUGUCACCUGGAGGACGACGAGGACGGAUCUAUCCUAUCUCUGGGUCUGUUUCCAGGAGAGAUGCUGGAGAUACCUGGAGACGAUCGAACCAUGUUCAGGUUUGAAGCAGCCUGGGACAGUUCUCUCCAUAACUCUCUUCUUCUGAACCGUGUUACUCCAUCAGGAGAAACUAUCUAUAUUACCAUCUCAGCAUAUCUCGAGUUGGACGGAUGUGCUCAGCCUGCUAUAGUGACCAAGGAUCUGGCAAUGAUAGUCUACGGGCGAGAUGGUAGAUUAGGUCCCAGACUUAAACAUAUGUUCCAGGGAACCUUCAGGAACCCAGAGGCGAACAGGUUGAGAGGAGUUUAUGAACUUAUCAUGAGACGAGGGAUAGAAGGCAGUCCUGGACUUCAGAGGAGACAGAGAAGGGUUCUGGAUACUUCAAAUACGUAUGUGAGAGGAGAAGAGAACCUUGUUGGUUGGAGACCUAGAGGAGAUUCUUUGAUCUUUGAUCAUCAAUGGGAACUAGAGAAACUAACCAGAUUGACGGAAACAGAGAAGACGAGACAUUUUCUCAUCCUACGAGAAAAGCUAGGAAUAGAUAAACCCUUGGUUGUUGCAGCCUCCAAGGAGUACCUGGAUAAACGGGAGAAAGAAGCCGUGAACCUAGUUGCCCGAGCUAGUGGAGAGGGAAGAGCAAUGGUCCGUCCCAACCAAGGAAGCCAGGAUUACCAGACCUGGGAGAUGACCAAUGCUGAAAGAGAACUUGCAACCAAGUUUGUUAAAUUGAUCCAGUUUCAUCCUAGUAAAGGAGCUCAUCUCCUUACAGAGGAAACUCCUACAGGAGAUCCUGAUAAACUCCUGGCAGACACCUUAGCUCAUAGUUCACAACAUGAUUUAUUAUCUCCUGAACCAACUCGUCCUCGGUCUCUGAUUCUAGAAAAUCUUCCAAAUCUUCUCGGACGGAGUUCUCCAAUAAAAUCUCCGAGUCCUCCUUCCCCCACCACCCAUUUUAGUUACAUCCCUGAGCUAGAGGAGAUCCGUGUAUCUCCUUGUAUCGCUAGGAAAGGAUAUCUAAACGUACUAGAGGAAAAAUGUAAAGCGUGGAAGAGAAGGUGGGUUGUGGUCCGGCGGCCGUAUGUAUUCUUGUACCGAGAUGAGAGGGAUCCUUGUGAACGAGUUCUAAUUAAUCUUGCAACUGCUAAAACAGAGUUUAGUUCCCACCAUUCCGCUGCUAAUGUUCCUAAUGCAUUCAGCAUUGUGACCUCAGAUAGAGGUUUCCUAAUACAAGCUCUGACCCAGCGUGACCUCCAUGAUUGGCUGUACGCAAUCAACCCACUCCUGGCCGGUCAAAUCAGGUCAAAAACAGCUCGGAGUCGACCCACUGCGGAACAACUAGCACACAGCAAUGGAACUCAGCCUCCGGGGCAGGAUUGAGGUUGGAUGUCCUCUGCCUGGUCCUCUACAGUAGCUAAAUUAUGGGACGAAUAGUUCGAACUUCUCUUCGGGUAUAUCUGAAACCCGGAGAUUUAAUUCAACCAAGACACAGUACCACCUUUUAGUUUUAACAUCUACGAAAUAUUUUUGACACUUAGUUUAGAAUUUCUCCUCCCACUGAACCUUGUCAAGGCUAAAUGUGUCAAUAUUUCAAACAUGUGUAAAAGUUUAGACCAGAUAGAGGGCAUAUAAUAGAUCCGUUAGCACACGUGCUUUUUAACAAAAAAUAAACAAAAUUUGAUUAGGAGUCUUUAAAAAAUUGUUAGAUUUUUCACAGAUUUUUUUAUAAAAACCUUCUUAUUAGGAGAUUUAUAAUUAGAAAUUGUUAAUUUUAUUUUAAUUUGUUAUUGCUUAGGCUUAGCAUAAAAGUUAUGACUUUUGAAAAUUUAAUCUGCUCUCUGAGGAUAAACUAAUCAACUUGGACCAAAAAGUCUAGAUAUAAGCAGAUUUAACAGCAUUUACUUUAAUUUUUUCUCACAUUUUUACCAAAAAUGUUCAUGAGAUGCCUAAUAUAAUAUAGUGUAGAAUUUAUAUGUAUUCAAUGUAAACUUUUAUUUCAUACAUUUAGAAAAAAUUCUCAAAAAUUCACGUCGUAAAUGUGCAAACAGUUAAUUUUUCACAAGCAUGGUGACAUUAAUGCAGAUUUUGAAUUUUGACAAAAGAAAUCAACAAAAUUAAAUCAGUUAGAAACUUAUUAUGAAGAUUUAUCUCAAUGUUAAAUGCUUGUUUUCAGUUAUUUUAAUCACACAUUUUAAGUACACAUUUGCAGUACACAUUUUUCAGCGCGUAUAAAUCUUAGGAAGUAUUUCAGUAUGUAUUUGAAAAAAAGCUAUUUAUCUCUUGAGGAUGAAAUUGAUUAUUUGAAUGUUCAGUGCGUAUUUGUGAUUGAUUUUGCAUAUCAACGCACUAAACUUAUGAUAUAAAAAUGUUUACUGCAAAUAAAUAUCAACAAAAUUCCAAAUUUCAAACUAGUUUCAAAUUUUAACAUGACAAACACAAUGUUAUUUAUGUUUACAUUCAUUAAAUAUAUACUCGCUUAUCAACCUUCUCUCAACACGUGCAGAGGAAUAACCUCCAGACCAAUUAUUUUCAGCAGAGAUCUAGUUGUAGGAAACCGGAGUUUUCCUUAUGUACGCAAUCUCAUGCCGAGCUUAAGUGACGUUUUAGUUGAUUUGAGAAAUUGAGAACGAAGUUUAAGUUGACCUUAAACCAGUUUUUCCAGCUAAAAGUCAAGAUCCCGGAUAAAAAGCAAAAAUCUAACAGUUACCCUUGCAAAUGGGUGCAGUUAUAAUUGCUAGAAAUUUACUUGCUGUAAACACAGUAACAACGAAAACUGAGUUAUUUCCUAUAUCUAUAAACAAGUAGAACAGGGCAGAAAUAAAACCUAUAAAAGGGGGUGGGUGUCCUAAUAGGCUAAUAUACAUUAACAUCGUUUUCUUAAAAUAUAAACUAGACGAAUUACCCCUUUAUCUACUAUAAACAUACGACAUAGGUGAUUUUUUGCUCUUUUUUUACAUUUAAUAAAUACAAAGAAAUUUGCCAAGUUGUAAUUUUCUAGAAAUGAAAUCUGCAGCGUGAGAAUGUACAAAUAAAUGUUAUAAUUGUUAAACUCUAGCAGCUGUGUUGAAAAUGUAUGUCAUGCAUAUUGAAUGUGUGUACGUAAUGUACAUAUGUACGGCUAUUGACGCAUCAAAUAUAGUGAUAUUAUUACAUGCAUCUAAACGUAUUAUGUACUUAUUUUACGGAUGCGAAUAAAUAAUAUGGCUUUA
Messenger RNA from Eurytemora carolleeae, 7093 nucleotides. It is a transcript of the gene unc-104, whose product is annotated as kinesin-like protein unc-104. Gene Ontology annotation, biological process: microtubule-based movement. The coding region runs from base 96 to 5264 and encodes 1722 amino acids. Lineage: Eukaryota; Metazoa; Arthropoda; Copepoda; Calanoida; Temoridae. The record is from RefSeq and is a predicted model, not a curated record. The transcript is spliced from 35 exons. Gene Ontology annotation, molecular function: microtubule motor activity; ATP binding; microtubule binding.